CACACACACACACCUCAGUGUCCCACAUCCCUCUGUGUCCCACCUGUGUCCCUGUGUCCCAGCUGUGUCCCAAUGCCACACGUGUCUGUCACACAUACACACCUCAGUGUCCCACCCAUGUCUCUGUGUCCCACCCAUGUCUCUGUGUCCCACCCGUGUCUCUGUGUCCCACCCGUGUCCCUCUCUGUCCCCCAGAAUGGCUUUGCCGUCAUCCGCCCCCCAGGCCACCACGCCGAGGAGUCCACAGCCAUGGGCUUCUGCUUCUUCAACUCGGUGGCCAUCUCGGCCAAGCUGCUGCAGCAGCGGCUCAGCGUGGGCAGGAUCCUCAUCGUGGACUGGGACAUCCACCACGGCAACGGGACCCAGCAGGCCUUCUACAGCGACCCGCACGUGCUCUACAUCUCCCUGCACCGCUACGACGACGGCAACUUCUUCCCGGGCAGCGGGGCCCCCGAGGAGGUGGGCAGCGGGCUGGGCGUGGGCUACAACAUCAACAUCGCCUGGACGGGCGGCGUGGACCCCCCGAUUGGGGACGUGGAGUACCUGACGGCCUUCAG
Lonchura striata (white-rumped munia) is the source of this 557-nucleotide messenger RNA. The record is from RefSeq and is a predicted model, not a curated record. Lineage: Eukaryota; Metazoa; Chordata; Aves; Passeriformes; Estrildidae.